This is a messenger RNA of Cordyceps militaris CM01, 1047 nucleotides long. RefSeq lists its product as uncharacterized. Gene Ontology annotation, biological process: fungal-type cell wall organization. Gene Ontology annotation, cellular component: cell cortex of cell tip; plasma membrane. The coding region runs from base 1 to 1047 and encodes 348 amino acids. Lineage: Eukaryota; Fungi; Ascomycota; Sordariomycetes; Hypocreales; Cordycipitaceae. The transcript has a single exon. The record is from RefSeq and is a predicted model, not a curated record.
AUGGCCGUUGGUCGCGCCCUCUGCGUGGCUCUGCCGCUCCUAUUAACGAUCGCCUCGCUGGCUGCCCUCCUCUACGCCACCCUCGCCGGCGUCGCCCACCAUAACACCUUCAUGUUCAAGCUCGACACCACCAACCUGACGCUCGACAGACAGGGCAUCGAGAACAUUGCCAAGAGCGCCGGCGUCGACGUUAGCAGCAUCGGCAAGGACCUCGGCGUCGACAUUGACAGCCUGCUUAACAAGGCGACAGGCGGCACAAAUGUCACAGCCAAGGAGCUCAACCUUGACUACGUCUUCGAGGUCGACCUCUGGGGCUUUUGCUACACCAAGGACAGCAAGCGCAACUGCACCAAGGCCCAGUUUGACUGGGCUUCGAGCACCCUCAACGACACCUACCUCAAGAACUUUGGUACCGAGGCCGGCGUCACCAUUCCCCUGCCCAAGGAAAUCCAGGGAUCCAUCAAGGCCUUUCGCACCAUGAUGAAGGUGACCGAGAUUGUCUUCAUUGCUGCCAACAUCAUGCUCGGUGUCGAGCUGCUGAUUGGCAUCCUCGCAAGCUGCUCGCGCGUCGUCUCGUGCCUCACCUGGCUCCUUUCCUGCAUUACCACAGUUGUUGUAUUCGCCGCCGCCGGUUUGGCCACGGGAGUGUCGGCCGCUGUCGUCGGCGCCGUCGAGGCCACUGCCAAAGUGUACGGCGUCAAGGGCGGUAUCCAAACCAGCUUCCUGGCCGCCGUAUGGAUCGGUGCCGCCUUUGCGCUCGGUGCCAACCUCUUCUGGGUCUUUACCAUUUGCUGCUGCAAGCCCGACCACGGCCGCGCCCGCAGCGUGCGCAACCGCGACAGCUACGGCGAUGGCGAAAAGCUCAUGCCCUCGCGCAAUUACGCCCCUCUUGGCACUGACCACGAAAUGACGGGAUUCCAGCAGCAGCAUGCCCCGCAGCACACCGGCUACAACAACAGCGCCUACUUCAAUGGCCAGCCGGCUCGCCACCCCGCUGGCAACGGCCGCUCCGACCUGGCCUAUGAGCCUUACUCUCAUCGCGCAUAA